AUAAGCAGUAAAAGUAUCAAGUAAAGUAAAGCCCCUGCCUUGUUCCGGCAUGGCAUCUUUGUUUGUGCACUCUCUGUAUUGGUAUUGGUAUUGCCGUAUUGGUAUUGGAUCAUCCCGAUAAAAUAAAAUAAAUAAAUAAAUAAAUAAAUAUUUGUUUUGUGGAUCUCUUUCAUCUCAAGACAAAGUCUCCCUUUUGCUCCGCCCCAACUCCAGCACAGCAGGCAGCAGCAGAGGAUGAAUUUCAAGAAUCUGGACGACUUCUGGGCAUUCUAUGUGAGCCAGCACUCGAAAGCCUUGACGCGGCGGCUACACUUCAUGGGCACCCUCUCGGGCUUGCUGUGCCUGCUGAGCUCGCUGUUGUGCCGGCGCUGGAUCCUGCUCCUUCCCGCACCCAUCAUCGGCUACGCCCUGGCCUGGUACAGCCACCUUUUCGUUGAAGGCAACGUUCCCGCUACGUUUGGCCAUCCCCUCUGGUCUUUCCUUUGCGAUCUCAAGAUGUUCGCUUUUAUGCUUUCCGGCCGGAUGGACAAGGAGAUCAAGCGACUUGGCAAGCGCCCUCUUCUCUAGGUCUUCUGUUUCCUUGAUGAUUUAUUUU
This is a messenger RNA of Dioscorea cayenensis subsp. rotundata (Guinea yam), 595 nucleotides long. RefSeq lists its product as uncharacterized. Bases 235 to 567 code for a protein of 110 amino acids. The transcript has a single exon. The record is from RefSeq and is a predicted model, not a curated record. NCBI's taxonomy places the organism in Eukaryota, Viridiplantae, Streptophyta, Magnoliopsida, Dioscoreales, Dioscoreaceae.